AUGAGGUUGCAUGGGGAUGUGUCGGAUGAUGAAGAGGAGGGUGCGGUGAUGGAUCCGGCACUGCUGUCUCCGUCAUCGCCGCCCGCCGGUGCGGCGGCGGCGGCUGCGUCGAGGCUGGUGGUGGGCUACGCCCUCACGAAGAAGAAGGUUAAGAGCUUCCUCCAGCCCAAGCUGCUCCUGCUGGCGAGGAAGAAAGGAAUUAGUUUCAUAUCAAUUGAUGAGACUCAUCCUCUCUCAGAACAAGGCCCAUUUGAUAUCAUCUUGCACAAGAAAACUAGCAAGGAGUGGCAGCGGUUUCUGGAGGAUUAUCAUGAAGUGCAUCCAGAAGUCACUGUCCUCGACCCACCCAAUGCCAUUGAGCAUCUGAACAAUCGACAAUCGAUGCUUGAAGAAGUAGCAGAUUUGAACCUGUCCAGUUUCUAUGAAGAAGUUUGCACUCCACGCCAACUGGUCAUUAUGAAAGAUCCGUCCUCUAUACCAACUGCAGUUGCCAUGGCUGGGCUAACCUUGCCAUUGGUUGCCAAGCCAUUGGUUGUUGAUGGAACAUCUAAAUCUCAUGAGCUAUCUCUGGCAUACGAUGAGGCGUCCUUGCCAAUGCUUGAUCCUCCUCUGGUACUCCAGGAAUUUGUGAAUCAUGGUGGGAUCCUCUUUAAGGUGUACAUCAUUGGUGAAGCUAUACAGGUUGUCCGCAGGUUUUCUCUUCCUGAUGUUAAUACCUAUGACUUACUAAACAAUGUUGGCAUCUAUCGACUUCCAAGAGUUUCAUGCGCUGCAGCAAGUGCAGAUCAUGCAGACCUUGAUCCUCGUAUUGCAGAGCUUCCUCCGAGACCACUUCUAGAGAAACUAGGCAGGGAGCUUCGUGGUCGUCUGGGUCUAAGAUUGUUCAACAUAGAUAUGAUUAGAGAGCUUGGAGCAAAUGACCGGUACUAUAUAAUUGAUAUCAACUACUUCCCAGCUGAGGGGAAAAGAAAUGUAUCGUCGCGACAUAUCUCUGCCCGUGUAGGCCAAUUUAACACUGUUCAAGUAGGGGUAUCUUCUCUUCUCCACUACCCAAGGUUGGCUUGGCUGGGGUAA
Messenger RNA from Triticum turgidum subsp. durum (durum wheat), 1074 nucleotides. The record is from the annotation of a GenBank genome assembly. NCBI's taxonomy places the organism in Eukaryota, Viridiplantae, Streptophyta, Magnoliopsida, Poales, Poaceae.